UGAAAUGACGUGGACCAAUUAGAAGCGACAGCACUGGAAUUUCCUUAGCCUUCCAAUACAGAUUAUCCGCAUUCUUUAAAUAAUGGUGCAAAACUUUCAUUGAAUUCCAGUCUUUUAAAACGCUUGGUUUUCUCUGGUGCAGCCAUGCUGUGAAAUCUUCAGCUCGUAAUCAUGGAAUCUUUUAUAAAUGGAUUUCUCUUAAAGGGUGUUUAGAAGUUCAUGGAGAAGUAUCUCUAUUGAAAUCCUCGCUGCCCAAGUAAGAUAAGGUUGGAAGGUGAGUUGUUGGUGUGAUACAUGAUCAGAGGGAGAGAAGCAAAGGAAGCUAUGAACAUCCCAGGCAACCAGCACGUGCCCAUGGUACCAGGUGUACCUGACUUCUCCAACUACGUGCCCAACGUACCAGAUGUACCUAACUUCCCCGACCGCAUGCCCAUGGUACCAGGUGUACCUGACUUCUCCAACUACGUGCCCAACGUACCAGAUGUACCUAACUUCUCCGACCGCAUGCCCAAGGUACCAAUUGGACCUAUGAACUUCUCAGACGACAAGAACCUCUUGGACAUGCUCAAGGGCAAAUACAACAGACCAGCAUACAUCGUAGUGCUCUUGAUUACCAGCCUCGUUCUUGUAGCUGUUCUCAUCAUGUUCGGUUCAUACAGGCGUCAAUCUCACCAGAUGUUGCUCAAGGUGGCUCUAUUGGGUUCCUACUCUCUGCAUCUCUACAUCAUAUCAAACACCCUCGGUCUGAUGCAAUCGCCUCCCUAUAAAAUCGAACUAUAUGCUAUCUGGGCUGUGCUUUGGCUCCUCAUUUAUGAAACAGCGUCCUCUACACUCAGUAAACUGCGAGACACCCAAAAUGGAGUGAGCAAACUUUUGCAAGAUAUCUUUCUCUUAUAUUUAGUAUGUUGGGUGUAUUACGUGCAUCACAAUCAAAGCUGGUGGACCGGGCCACUCGCAUUGGUAUUGCUAUUCAGUGUUCUGAAGUGUGGUGUUAGGCUGAUACGAAGCGCCCUUACUUCCUUACACUUGUGUCAUUCAGUUAGCUUAGAAACGAGAACCAUACUGAUCACAGAUUUCAUGAGAUAUGAGGACAAACUAAGCAGCAAUGGUGAAGAAAUCGACCCAGUCAAUAUGCAAGGGUACAAGUACUUGGUCAAGGGAGAAGAAAGAUUAAAUAUGGAAAUGGCUCAUCCUCCCAACAAAAUGGAGAUCGAUGAUGGAGUCAUUACAAUUGAAAAGGUUUUUCAAUGUAAAGAGAAGCUAUUGAAGUCUGAUGGUGGUGACCCAAGUGGGCAUUUGAAAGACAUGUGCCUCUCGUUUGCCUUGUUCCGGAUGCUGAUGAGGAGAUUUCGGGGACACCCAUUGCACGAGUGCGGUCUACCAAAGACUUGGAAAUUUGUUCACCGUGGGUUACUUUCCAAGACCGAUAGGGAUCAUGAAAGAGCUUAUAGAGUCAUUGAAGUGGAGCUUUCAUUUCUCUACGAUUACUUCUACUCCAAUUAUCCUGUCAUUUUCAGUGAUCGAAUUUUAUUCUUAGGUGGGACUGUAAUAUAUAUGAUCAAAGAGAUUGUCAAAUUCAGCGCUGGUAUUUUGAUAGCAGAACAGCUUAUGAAGUUGAAUUCAAACUUUGAGAAGUACGACUCGAGACCUUUAUUCUGCAAGUCAAACCAGUUCAUGGCCAUGCCACCUAUACCCAUGCCCCCACCUAUGCAACGACAGAUGAAUGAUAUCCAAAAGAAUAUCGAUGAUAUGCAAAAAAGUAUCCAAGAUAGCAUCUGCGGCGAGAUAUUGUCAAAUCUACCUGGCAAAAACCAUGUUUUGGGUACCUUCGUUGUUAUAGGUUUGUUCUUCUUCCUUCAGAUUCUGCAGUUUCUCACCUUUGUGUUUUCGGAUUGGACAAAGGUAUCGUUGCUCUGCAAACAUGUACAGAAACCUUGUUGGCUAAGGAUUAAGAUCUUCAAAUGGGCAUCCGAGUUUAUUUGUCGACAUCAGUUCAUUAAAAUGAAGCCUUGGAGGAAGAAAAUAGGGCAGUACGAUCUUCUUUCUUCAUUCAAUUACAACCCUAUAUCAUUCUUCCUAUUUUGUGCCUGCGCUGACAUGACUAAACGAGGGCAGAAAGCCAGUGACUUCAUAGUAUUACAUCCAGACGUGAAAAGAGCCGUUCUCAAUCCUCUAUUGGUGGACGACCCUCAAUUAAUUAAAAACCGUCAAUUGACAAAUGGGUUCUCUUCAUUGCAGCGAAAUAAAGUAGAAGAUCUCUUUUGGGCUUGCGAACUCGAGACAAACACGCACACCAUCUUGGUUUGGCACAUCGCAACGACUCUUUGUGAGAUGGAGCACAGUCUCAAUUGUAAAGCUAUGGAUUCUGGUGAAGACGAUUCUUGUGAAGAAAAAAAAAAUCGCCGCAUCGCCACCAGCUUAUCUGGAUAUUGUGCCUACCUUGUAACUUCUGUUCCAGCACUGUUGCCUGAUCCUACAGAUACUACUGAAGCUGUAUUUGAUAAAACAAUAUUAGAAACCAGAGAACUACUUGAAGAAUGCGCAACCCCUGCCGACAGACACAAGAAGUUGAGGGAAAUCAACGACAGAUCAAAUAUAAUAAAAAUGGGUGCUAAUAUUGGAAAUCAACUGUUGUUGUUGUUUCCAGUCGAAAGCUCACGGUGGAAGUUGUUGGCAGAAUUUUGGGUGGAAUUGAUGUUAUUCCUUGCUCCAUCAGAUAACGCCAUGGCCCAUGCAGAAAACCUAGCGAAUGGUGGUGAAUUCAUCACACACUUAUGGGCAUUGCUCACUCACGCAGGUAUCAUCGAAAGGAACUCCUCUCCAGCAUGAUGAAGAAAACCAAAAUUCAGCUUCUUAGCGUCUUGAAGCGAAACCAAUUUCUGCUGCUUAGCCUGUUGAAGAGAAGCAGCCAUUCCAACAGGAUGCAAAACUAUCUUCCUAAGCCAAUGGAAACCGCACGUUAGAAUUUGGAAGACUCCCUAGGUUUUCUUUCUAUACAUAUCCUUCAUUCUCUUUGAGUUGUGUGAUCUCAUGCAUGCAAUUUAGUCUUGUCAUUAUGCAUACGGUUGUGGUCGUUCUGAAACUCUAUAAGCAUUGUGCCUUCAGUGUUGUACCAGAAACAUGUAAUAUUCUGUAUUAUUGUGGCUAUCGAUAUGUAUUUCAAAUAUUCCUCUA
Molecule: messenger RNA, 3174 nt
Organism: Magnolia sinica
Lineage: Eukaryota; Viridiplantae; Streptophyta; Magnoliopsida; Magnoliales; Magnoliaceae
Exons: 3
Coding region: 295-2829 (844 amino acids)
Source: RefSeq, a predicted model, not a curated record